AUGGCGAACGUCUGGACGCAGAUGGGCUAUGUCCCUCCACGCGGGCAAUGCAACUACAAACAGUCCAUCGUCUCGCCGCGAUGUCCAUGUCUCCGCUUCAUGCUGCAUCCUCUCAAGUCAUCAUCCUCAUAUGAAUGCGACGGCUGCAACCACCACGCCUCCUUCCACUCCAUGGAGAAUAAAUCAGAAGAUGAAAUACGUAAGAAGUGGGAGCAAGAGGCCAAGGACAAAGUGGCGCGAGAGGAAGAAGCAGCGCAGCGACCGAAGAAACGCCCACGUGCUAUCAACUACCUAGAUGAUGCUGAUAAGACGAAUGAUCUGCUGAAGCUUUUGGAAGUCACGCCAGAAAGAAGCAGAAGCGCCACAAGAACUAGGGGAGGAGUCGUAAAGUCGCGCCGAGCUGCAGGGACAAGAGCGAAGAGCAGAAUCACGGAGCUCACAGAAGAAGAGGAAGAUGUGGUUGAGCUAGACUGA
Messenger RNA from Ascochyta rabiei, 474 nucleotides. RefSeq lists its product as uncharacterized. The transcript has 2 exons. Lineage: Eukaryota; Fungi; Ascomycota; Dothideomycetes; Pleosporales; Didymellaceae. The record is from RefSeq and is a predicted model, not a curated record. The coding region runs from base 1 to 474 and encodes 157 amino acids.